Molecule: messenger RNA, 3542 nt
Organism: Lytechinus variegatus (green sea urchin)
Lineage: Eukaryota; Metazoa; Echinodermata; Echinoidea; Temnopleuroida; Toxopneustidae
Product: transcriptional repressor p66-beta-like
Exons: 7
Coding region: 238-2778 (846 amino acids)
Biological process (GO): negative regulation of transcription by RNA polymerase II
Cellular component (GO): NuRD complex
Molecular function (GO): sequence-specific DNA binding
Source: RefSeq, a predicted model, not a curated record
GUUUUGAAUUCUAUAAACUAUGUUAACUCAUAUCAUUGUUUGAUUUUCUUGUAUUUUUUAAAUUUAAAGAGAAAUCGCUUGUUGAAUAGAUAAAUGCUUUCCCGACAAGCGUCUUUUUUUGUGUGUAUUGUGUGUUGGGUUUAUCGCGCGCCACGUUUUACUCAUACAUGUAAAGUCUAUGAGGAUAAUGCGUGUGUGUAUUCGGGGAUUUUUUAUUUUUGGAGCGUGUGAACAAGCAUGUGUGCAAUGAAACGGUAUGAAUUGAAGGGGCCCCAUAUCUGCACAACAACAAAUCUAGACUUCACUAUGUCCGAGGAGACAUCCGACAUUACAACAGGGUCUGCACCUGGUAAAAGACCUCUGGAAUUAUCUUCAGAUAUCAACCCUGAUUCAGAUGACUCAUCAAUAGCCCCUAAAAGGAUCAAAAUAAUUGAUGAAAACAACAAAGUAAAUUCACCAAAAUCACACAAUGCAAUCAGUAAUGGAGGACUCGACUCCCCUACAAGCAAUGGGGGAGAGGACAGACAUGAGCCGGAAGAUGGUAGCAAUCAAGAGGACCAAGCGGAAGCUCUGCCAAAGUACGUAAUGGAGGCAGAAUCUUCACCACAGCCAGAAGCAAAUGGAAAGGGUGAGGAUACUGCUCUUGCUUCUGAAACAAACUCUGGUGAGCCUGCACCGUGCAACUCGAACAGUGAUAAGAGUGACAAGAGUGAUGGAAAGGCAGGAGAGGAUCUUCAAAGUGAGAAGGAUACAGACCAGUCUGAUUCCCAUGAGGACAAAUUAAAAAGUGUGAAUGUGAGUGAUAUAAAUCCAGAUAGGACAGAAAGCUCAGGGAGUUGCAAUGGUGAAGAUAACAAGGAGGCAUCAGACAAUAGAAAGGAACCUGUACUUAGUAGUGAGAAGGAUAAGUCUCAAGAUGAAAAGGUCAAUGGUGCAGAAAGUGAUAGUGAAGCAAUGGAGGUGGACGUUGAAAACGACUCAUUAGAAUCGGCAGGGACCAGCUUGGACAAUGCUAAACUGAAGUCAGAGACAACCAGUACCUCCGAUCCUCACAGUGUAAGUGACACCAGUGUGCCAAAGGACAGCUCAGGUGCUUCAAAAGAUUCUGUUGACAAUUCUACCAGUGAACAUCCUGUAGAAGAGGAUAUUGACUUACAAAACAGUGCUAAAGACAGUGAUUCUAAUGACAAAAUUGAAAUAAACUCUGAUGAAAAAGACAAUGAUGGUGAAAAGCAUGAUGAAAAUCGGCUGAAGGACAAGGAGAAAGGAGAAACAGAAAAUUCAGAACAGAAAACUAUGGAAGACUCUACAAGUGAUGCAAUGGAAAUCGGUGAAGAUAAUAAGGAGAACAAAGAAGAUAUCUUGAUGGAUUGUCUUCAUUUGCUUUCUGAAGAACAACAUGAAGCUCGCUCAAUCAUCAUGAAAAAACUGCAAGAAGAAUUGAGAAAUGAGGAGACAAAAUUGCUACUUUUGAAAAAACUAAGAUUGAAUCAGCAACAGCCUGUAUCAGUACCGACUAAACCAGAUGGAGCAGCCUCAGCAGCAGGAGCUGGUACCAAUGGUACAGGACCUGUUCAAAUCCAUAGAACUGGACUGCCACAAAAUAUGGCUCAUUCCUCUAUGACAGGAACAAAGCCACAUGCUAGUAUUCAGCCACAAUCUAAUUCCUCCUCCAAUCGACCUGACAUGCCCCAAAUGAUGCGUGGCACCCAUAUACAGCGGCAGUUACACAACUACCAGAAGGGCCACUCGGGACCACCACCCUUGAUCAUGGCACAGACAAGCAGAUCGUCCUCAUCAUCAUCGUCUACAUCUCAGUCAGGUCAGAUGGUGCGUGCUCCUGUGGUAAGAAUUUCCACAUCAUCAUCAGCAUCGACCACUUCAACUCACAGUGUUUCACGCCAGAUGCAACAUCAACAGCAGUCAAGUAGCAGGCAGAAUCAGAUGGCCAAUGAUGGCCAGUCGGCAGCUAGCAGACAAGCAGCUGCAAAGUUGGCUCUUAGGAAACAGCUAGAGAAAACUCUCCUCCAGAUCCCUCCACCUAAACCUCCUCCACCUGAAUUGCACUUCUUGCCCAGUGCGGCCAACAAUGAAUUUAUCAUUCUUGUUGGGCUGGAAGAAGUGGUGAACACGAUACUUGAUCUUGAUAAAAAGGAUAAAAAUCAGUCCAAAGGAUUUGUACAACCAUACAAGUGUGCGCAGUGCAACACUGACUUCACUACUAUAUGGAAGCAGGUAAAGAUGGAUCCAAAACAAGGCAUCAUGUGCGAGUCUUGCAUCGUGUCCAACCAGAAGAAGGCCCUGAAAGCAGAACAUACCAAUCGUCUAAAGACGGCCUUUGUCAAAGCAUUACAGCAGGAGCAAGAGAUUGAGCAACGCAUCCAGCAGAGUCAGAGUACAACUCAACAACCAUCUACUAGCAGGGUUAGCAGCAGCAGCAGUUCACAAAGACACAGGACUCAAAACGUGGUUCAUCGCAGUCAAGCUAGCAACAUUCACCACUCAUCGUCCUCGUCAUCAUCGUCAUCGUCAUCUAGUCAGGCACAUAGGCAGAGGGUGAUGAAUCCAGCUCCAAGCCAGCGGGUUGUACAGCAACCAAUCCAUUAUGCCUAUAUACCCAACUUUCCUGUGUCUGCACCUCAGAUUCAGAUCAUCCCGAAGCAGCACAUGGUAGCUCCUCAUCGCCCCCCUACCGAGCGGCAACGGGAAUACCUACUGGACAUGAUCCCAUCCAAGGGACUUGGUCAUCCACAGAACUCUGUCAUAUGGAAACGAUGAGAAAUCUCAGAGACCGUAGAUUCCCUCUCCCUGUUUCACCCACCCCAGAUCAACGAUAUGGCUCCAUGUAGUACAGUCUAUAACAUCUUUAGAAUAAUUCUUCACCCUUUAAAAAGAGUUCUUUCCUUGUUCCACAUUUUAUUGAUGUUGUGUUCGCCAUAACUGUUUCCUUGCAGAUUAAUUUGUUCAUUUUAGGGUAUUCAGUAUUUGGCAUGUGUGAAUUCAGCUAGCAUCCUCUGCCAGUUCCAUCCAUUGGAUAAUAGGUCAACCCGAUUGAAAAAAAAUAGAUGCUACUGAUUUGAUGGAAAGAAUUGGUAUAAGGAUACACCCUAUAAGUGUUUGCAUUAUGCUUUCUUGAACCUAACCACAGCAUCACAUCUUAUUCCCAUGUCUUCUCAAAUUUGCAAAUUAUGUCUGGUUAAAAAAAAAUUUCUAUAUUGAUAUUAUUAUAGCAAGGCCUUUUGUUUACGAUUUAAUCCAUUUUGAGUUUUUGUUUGUUUUGAUUCCCCCAAACAGUGUAAUUUGUGUACCCCCUCCCCAAUUCCACUCAUCUCCUAUGAUUGCUGUGUAAUUUCUCUAUGUGUUCAGAUGUGUUAAGGCGAUCACACAUCUCACGACUGGUCUGCGACCCGAUUUCAGAAUAAAAUGUUGUAGAAUUUGAUGCUAAUAUUGAGACUUGGAAUAUCUUACUGUGUAAUGUUCAAAAUCAUUGUACAAAUACCCAUGUUUAAAUCUGUGACUAUGCUAUCAUCCUUAGAAUAAAA